This is a messenger RNA of Rana temporaria (common frog), 1760 nucleotides long. It is a transcript of the gene ACADM, whose product is annotated as acyl-CoA dehydrogenase medium chain. Gene Ontology annotation, biological process: medium-chain fatty acid catabolic process; fatty acid beta-oxidation. Gene Ontology annotation, cellular component: mitochondrion. The transcript is spliced from 12 exons. Bases 83 to 1354 code for a protein of 423 amino acids. The record is from RefSeq and is a predicted model, not a curated record. Gene Ontology annotation, molecular function: flavin adenine dinucleotide binding; medium-chain fatty acyl-CoA dehydrogenase activity. Lineage: Eukaryota; Metazoa; Chordata; Amphibia; Anura; Ranidae.
CUCCAGACACGUGACCCGGAGUGCAGGUCAGCUGACCUUGACGGCCGUGAACGUCCUUUGUUGCUGUGUGGAGUGUGCAGUCAUGUCUUCUCUCAGGGUGACCAGGGUGCUACAACACCUCACUAAACAAGGCUGGAGAGCCCAGUCCACGGCCCCCCACACUGCCGCCUCUGCCUCCCCCGCCUCCCAUCCUGGCUUCAGCUUUGAGCUCAGCGAGCAGCAGAAAGAGUUUCAGGCUACAGCCCGGAAAUUUGCCAGGGAAGAGGUCGUUCCAGCAGCCGCUGAUUAUGACAAAAGCGGGGAGUAUCCGGUUCCCCUCAUCAAGAGGGCCUGGGAACUUGGUCUGAUGAACGGACAUAUUCCAGAAAGCUGCGGUGGCCUGAACCUUGGCAUCUUUGACACCUGUCUAAUUACUGAGGAAAUUGCCUAUGGAUGUACUGGUAUUCAGACCGCCAUAGAGGCCAACUCCCUGGGGCAAAUGCCAGUGAUCAUAGCCGGCAAUGAGGCGCAGCAGAAGAAGUACCUGGGAAGAAUGACAGAAGAACCUUUGAUGUGUGCCUACUGUGUAACUGAACCUGGAGCUGGUUCAGAUGUGGCCGGCUUGAAGACCAGAGCAGAGAAGAAGGGCGAUGAGUACAUCAUCAAUGGACAGAAGAUGUGGAUCACCAAUGGGGGCAAAGCUAACUGGUAUUUUCUUUUGGCACGGACUAAUCCUGACCCCAAAUCCUCAACAGGAAGGGCAUUUACUGGAUUUAUUGUAGAUGCUGACGCUCCUGGAGUACAGAUUGGAAGAAAGGAGAUGAACAUGGGUCAGCGAUGCUCAGACACCAGGGGCAUUGUGUUUGAGGACGUCAGAGUUCCCGCUGAGAAUGUCCUGAUUGGGGAAGGGGCCGGGUUUAAGAUCGCAAUGGGGGCCUUUGAUAAGACCAGACCACCAGUGGCUGCCGGUGCUGUCGGUCUCGCCCAGAGAGCUCUGGAUGAAGCCACUAAAUACGCGAUGGAGAGGAAGACAUUUGGAAAAGUCCUUGCUGAGCAUCAAGCUGUCUCAUUCAUGCUUGCCGAGAUGGCCAUGAAGGUGGAACUGGCUCGCCUGGCAUACCAGAGAGCAGCCUGGGAAGUGGAUGCAGGCAGAAGGAACACCUACUACGCCUCCAUCGCCAAGGCUUUUGCCGGAGACAUCGCCAAUCAGGUGGCUUCAGACGCUGUGCAGAUUUUCGGUGGCAAUGGCUUUAACAGUGACUACCCUGUGGAGAAGCUAAUGAGGGAUGCCAAAAUAUACCAGAUCUAUGAAGGCACAGCCCAGAUCCAGAGACUCAUCAUCUCUCGUGAACUUUUUAGCAAGUACAAUAAGUGAAGAUCUAUCGGACUGCGUACCUCCGAUGACCCCCCACAGUGACGAUUGAUAACCUAGCAUCUGCCUUAAUUACACGUUUGAUCACCGCUGUCCUGGAAACUGUUGGCUAUUCUGAAUUUGCACUCAGGAUUGUAUCGUUUUAUGGUUACUUACAGAGAGAGGCUUUUUGUAAAGUUUUUGUAAUCACUGUUUAAUAUCAGUUUAUGAAUUUUAAAAACUUUGAACUGUCCAAAACCUAUGUUUUAUAUUUUUGUUGUUUAAAGUUUCUUGACUAAAUAUUAAUCCAUCCAAAAAAAAAUAAACAGUUCAGAAUGGUGAUAUAGCAGUUAAAAUGACACUGGUUAUGUAAUCAUAAAGUGUAUCUAAACCAAAGAACAUAAAGUUAAUACAUUGCUGCUUACCAGUU